Messenger RNA from Calliphora vicina (urban bluebottle blowfly), 780 nucleotides. It is a transcript of the gene Sod1, whose product is annotated as Superoxide dismutase 1. Gene Ontology annotation, biological process: superoxide metabolic process. The transcript is spliced from 3 exons. The coding region runs from base 94 to 555 and encodes 153 amino acids. The record is from RefSeq and is a predicted model, not a curated record. Gene Ontology annotation, molecular function: copper ion binding. Lineage: Eukaryota; Metazoa; Arthropoda; Insecta; Diptera; Calliphoridae.
UAUCUGUUUUGCGAUACCAGAAUUUUUUUUAUUUUACUUGUAAAAUUCAAGUAGAAGUCACUCACUGCAUAUUUUGUUUAAAAAUAUAUAAAAAUGGUUUGUAAAGCUGUUUGUGUUAUCAAUGGUGAUGCCAAGGGUACCGUAUUCUUUGAGCAAGCUGAUGCCAAUGCUCCAGUUAAAGUAACUGGUGAAAUUAAUGGUUUGUCCAAGGGUUUACAUGGUUUCCAUGUUCACGAAUUUGGUGACAAUACUAACGGCUGCACAUCGGCUGGUCCACAUUUCAACCCCUGUGGCAAGGAACAUGGUGCACCUGGUGAUGAAAAUAGACAUGUAGGUGAUUUGGGCAACAUCCAAGCCAGUGGUGAUGGACCAACUAAGGUCGAGAUUUCUGAUAAACAAAUCAGUUUGUUUGGUGCCAACAGCAUUUUAGGCCGUACCGUUGUUGUACAUGCCGAUCCCGAUGAUUUGGGCAAAGGUGGCCACGAAUUGAGCAAGUCAACUGGUAAUGCUGGUGCUCGUAUUGGUUGCGGUGUCAUUGGCAUUGCUAAAAUCUAAAUCGAUUGUUCAACAAAACAUGUUUCCAUUAUAAAGACACGGCUCUGUUUUUACUAUUAAGUUUUGAUUCUUUCGAUACCUUUUUUAGUCAGCUCAAUAUUGAAUAUAAAAGUACUAAUUGUAUUUUAAUUCAUAUGCGUACAUUUGGUUAAAAGCCGAUCCCUAUGUAAUGUAUUGGUAUUAAUAAAUAUUUAAAUAACUUGAUACUGGUGUAUUGAAUAAAAA